Messenger RNA from Pseudozyma flocculosa PF-1, 723 nucleotides. RefSeq lists its product as uncharacterized. NCBI's taxonomy places the organism in Eukaryota, Fungi, Basidiomycota, Ustilaginomycetes, Ustilaginales, Ustilaginaceae. The transcript is spliced from 2 exons. The record is from RefSeq and is a predicted model, not a curated record. The coding region runs from base 1 to 723 and encodes 240 amino acids.
AUGUCGCAGCCCCUCGAUGACCUCGAAUUGUACUCUCUCGACACCGUUACCAUGUCGCAGCCCCUCGAUGACCUCGAUUUCCCCCCCGACGAUCCUCUCGAUUUCCCCGAUUCCAUUGUCGGCGGGUCUGAUGUCGAGGUCAAGCUCGAGUCUCGACAGGACCGAUCCUCGCCGCUCGCGGAUCCCUUCGAGUUCCUCGACGUCCGCUGCGACCGCUGCCUGCGGGACAGCAUCACGCGCUGUGGGGUCGACCGCAGCAAGCGGCCAAAGGGCGUCAUCUGCGACUCAUGCUUUGCCAGUUCGUCGAGCUGCCGGGUCCGCGGUCAGCUCGUGUCCAAGCUGAGCCAACGGACAAAGGCGCCGCCCCUGCCUCCGCGGCCGAUGCCGAGUCGAGCGGCAAAGUCGGCGGCCGACAGCGGCGUGCUGGAGUCUCUCGCCCGGGAGAUGACUCCGUUCCCGCUCGAGGAGUUCCGCCGCUCGAUGGCCGGGCCCCACUCGUCAGACAUUGACGACGACGACGACGACGACGACGACGAUGCAAAAGAUGACCUACACCGGACCAUAAAGGCCGCCAAGAAGGUCUCCGUCAACGCCGACGCCUCGAAAUCCGACAAGCGCAAGGCGUAUGGCCGAGCCCUCGUCGACAUCGAGGCGCGGUGCCGCAAAGAGGCGGCCCGCUUCGGGAUCAAGAUAGGGCGCGAGCGGAAGUCAAAACAGCCCUAA